Pseudopodoces humilis (Tibetan ground-tit) is the source of this 2063-nucleotide messenger RNA. RefSeq names its product secondary ossification center associated regulator of chondrocyte maturation (gene SNORC). Lineage: Eukaryota; Metazoa; Chordata; Aves; Passeriformes; Paridae. Gene Ontology annotation, cellular component: cell periphery. The record is from RefSeq and is a predicted model, not a curated record. Gene Ontology annotation, biological process: cartilage development.
ACUUGACUUGCAUCAGUUUUCAUCAAGAAUCAACAAGCAAAUACACAGGAUGUGGAACGGCAGCUGCUGCUUUAUUUCUUCCCUGGUGAGGAAUACUGGUUGGUUUUUCUACUUCAUAAUUUUAGAGUUCAAAUAAACACCAGUAAGUUGAUAUUGGAAAUUUCUAACAAGAAAGCUUUAAUUUUCCUCCACUGUCUGUAGAGAAACGUGUGCAUUCAUGCUGGUGCUGUUUAUGCAGGGGAGAUCAAGCCAUGGCUGGUUUGCUCUUAACACAAACACUUGGCCACAGAGCCUUCUUUGCCAGUCUGUGCCCACCCCAUGCACUUCAGUGCACUGCCCUAAAUAAGAGGUUUUAUUUCUCCCCUCAUCCUGAAGUCCACAGGGAUACCUUGUAGGUUUCUCUUUUUAGAGUUAUUUUCCUUUUUUUCUACUUGUUUUUGUGUGGAAAAUCCCAGUAAAGGUAAUGGUAAAUGUCCUGCCAUUCGCAUGACCAUGGAAAAUAAGUAUGCUAAGGCCUAACUUACACAGUAGCCUUGCACAAUGUCUGAUGUCUGAGAGAACAGUUUGUGUUUAGGCUGAUAACCUGACUGUUUUAAUAUCUUCUCUUUUUAGCAUAUAAGGUGUGUGGUUCAUAAGUGCUUUCUGUUUUUUUACUGGUAUGAUCUAAUUUCUACAAGCUAAUUUUGGACUGCUCUACACUAUGUUACAAGUAACAAAAGCCUGUUAGUUUGGAGCUCUGCUGGGAAGCAGGAAAGGAACAGCUCUUCUAUUGCUAAAUGAAAAUGCAGAAACGCAAGCAGGGAAAAUAUGCAAUAAUUUGUCAGACCUUGAGGACUUCACUUGGCUCCUGAGAAUUUGUAGAUAAUGGCUCAGUGGGGAAGAAAUACUGUUCUUAAUGCUGAAAUACUCUGGUUUCUGUGUUUAGUACUAAGGUAAGGUGGUGGCAUGUACAGAUUGUGUGCCCAGGUGAUUGCCUUGUCACCUCCUGUGACAAACAGGGCCCUUUUAAUGUAGCAAGUAAUUUGGAUCAGUAGGGAUGGGGAGAAUAGGGACUCCAAGAAACAAAGCGAGUGCUGCAGAAAAAUCUGAAUCUGAAAUUUAAGACAAAACUACUUGUGUCAUACUUUCAGAGCAUAAAGAACUGACAUUGGAGCUGUUUGUGUUCAUUACAUGAUGGGAAACCAUGAAGUAUUCAUCAUCAUAUCAGCUCCAAAACACUCAUGAAAUUCCUUCUGUUACAAUCAGCUGGAGUGUUCCCCUUUUUAUGCACCUUUCCCCUUUCUUUGUUGCUGCAAAUGUGAUUUGAAACAAACCUGGGUUUUCUAUGUUGUGAACUGCCAUGAGCCCCCGAGGCAGGCAGGGACAGAGUGGCAGAGGCUGGUAGGAGGAGGUGGUGCCUGAGCAGUUGGGAUUUGAGGAGGAUGCCAUUGCCUGCCAAAGGCAACUCUCCUGGAGCACUUGACAGCAGUUCUGAGACCACCCAUGGCUCCCAGGCUAGCUCUAGUUUUAAGGAUUCCUGCUGACUCUUUUCCUGAGGGAAGCCAUGCCCUACCACAGAGUCCUUCACCUGGUCCUGCUAAUGCUGUGCAGCAUCCUGGUCCCUGCUGUGCUGGCAGCAGAGUACCCGCAGGACCCGGUUCCCACCCUCUGGAACGAGCCACCCGAGCUGCCCUCCGGAGCCGGUCCCUUCGACGCUGCCACCAACCCCGCCCGGCUGUCGGACGCCACUGCCUUCCCCCCGUACACCUCGGAGCUGGAGCCCGAGGACACCACCCAGCUGCACCGGCUGGACGCCGGGGACGGCUCGCUGGGGCCUGGAGCUAUUGGUGCCAUUGUCAUCGCCUCCCUCCUGGGUACGUCUGUGCUUGUGGCCUUGGUCAUCAUCACACUGAGAAAGUUCUCAGCCUCCUGAACUCAAUAAAAGAUUUUUCUGUUAACACAACUGGGCUGUCUCCAACCAUAAACUGCUCCUGAACUGUCUGCCUGCGACCCUGGGGGGAGUAGUGCCCUGGAUAACAGGAAGAGCACUGCAGGCCCUGUGCUGGGCAGCCAGGCUGCAUCAA